AGCCGAAGCUGCAUUCCUCUUCUCUCCAGUCACACGCAGGGAGCCGCUGGAGGGAGAACCCCAGUCACUCCGAGUGGGAAUGUCUCUAAGUUUUGGAAUUUAAACCAUGGCGAGGAUUGCUUCGCUGCGGAUCACUUGAUCGGGCUCGCAACACGUUCCGCUGUGGAUGAUGUUCCUGAUGAUGGUGUGCAACGCCGUGAAUAGAACAGUGGAUCAAUAGAAGUGUUUGUUCCCCACUUCUUCGUCCUCUGUCUUUGAUAAAUAGUUAUUUGUUCCUUGACUAUAGACCAAAAAGACUCAAAAUUCUGACUUGGAACUCAAGUACCAGAGCUUGCACUCCUUCUCCUCUCCUUUCUCCUUCCCCUCCCCCCAAGCCUUUCCUCAGGACAGCCCAAACAUGUGCUCACAAGCUCGAGCAACAGUUUCCCCAUUUCUGGGGAACGUGUUUACUGUGUUUGGGCUUUUACUUAUCAUUACCUCAUCCUUCUGUGGAAGCCAGCCGCCAACUUUCAAACGAUUCACACCUGCAGAGUGGGGGCUUACACAUUUGGCCAUUCACAACAAAACUGGAGAAGUCUAUGUGGGAGCUGUCAACUGGAUUUUCAAGCUGUCUAGCAACCUAACUAAACUGCGUAGCCACAUGACUGGACCAGUGGUAGACAAUGAAAAGUGUUACCCUCCACCCAGUGUCCAGUCGUGCCCUCACGACCUGGCUCAGACACCCAACGUGAACAAGCUUCUACUCAUUGACUAUGCCCAGAAUCGCCUCAUUGCCUGUGGUAGUACUUCGCAGGGCAUCUGCCAAUUUCUUCGCCUGGAUGACCUCUUCAAGCUGGGUGAGCCUCACCAUCGUAAGGAACACUACCUCUCCAGUGUGGCUGAAUCGGGGACCAUGUCAGGAGUCAUUAUAAGCUCCCCCCAUAGUCCAACAAGCAAGCUUUUCAUUGGAACCCCCAUUGACGGCAAGUCUGAGUACUUCCCAACCCUCUCUAGCCGAAAGUUGAUGGAGAAUGAAGAAAACGCGGACAUGUUCAGCUUCGUGUAUCAAGAUGAGUUUGUCUCCUCUCAGCUCAAGAUUCCAUCUGAUACUUUGUCCAAGUUUCCUGCUUUUGACAUAUACUAUGUUUACAGCUUCAGCAGUGAACAGUUUGUGUAUUAUCUUACAAUGCAGCUGGAUACUCAGCUCACUUCUCCCGAUUCCAGUGGCGAGCAGUUCUUCACCUCAAAAAUCGUACGCCUCUGUGUUGAUGACCCAAAAUUUUACUCCUACGUUGAGUUCCCCAUUGGCUGUACUAAAGAUGGUGUCGAGUACCGGCUGGUUCAGGAUGCCUACUUGGCCCGACCAGGCCGUCAACUGGCAAAUUCUCUGGGGAUUUCUGAGAAUGAAGACAUCCUCUUCACGGUCUUCUCUCAGGGACAGAAGAAUCGUGCUAAGCCACCCAAAGAGUCAGCAUUGUGCCUAUUCACCUUGAGGAGAAUAAAGGAGAAAAUCAAGGAAAGGAUUCAGUCUUGUUACAAGGGUGAUGGGAAACUCUCCUUACCGUGGCUCCUCAACAAGGAACUCGCAUGCAUCAACUCUCCUUUGCAGAUCGACGACAACUUCUGUGGCCAAGACUUCAACCAGCCCCUGGGCGGAACAAGCACCAUUGAGGGGAUCCCCCUCUUCCUCGACAAAGAAGACGGCAUGACCUCGGUGGCAGCAUACGACUACCGUGGAAACACUGUGGCUUUUGUUGGCACGCGCAAUGGCAAACUGAAAAAGAUCUUGGUGAAUUCUGUGAGUCCAAACCGUCCAGCAGUACUCUAUGAGAAGGUGACCUUAAGUGAAGGACGAAGUCCCUUGCUGAGAGACAUGCUCUUCAGCCCAGACCAGCAGUACCUCUACACACUGACUGACAGACAGGUGGUGAGAGUACCAGUGGAGAGCUGUGAGCAGUACACUACAUGCGGGGAGUGUCUAGGCUCCAGAGACCCUCACUGUGGAUGGUGUGUCCUGCACAAUGUCUGCUCGCGAAAGGACCGUUGUGAAAGAGCGGGUGAACCCCAGAGGUUUGCAUCAGACCAAAGGCAGUGUGUGGAGCUCACCGUUCAGCCCAAAAAUAUUUCUGUCACCAUGUCUGAAGUGCAGCUGGUCCUUCAGGCUCGUAAUGUGCCUGAUCUAUCAGCGGGAGUCAACUGCUCCUUCGAGGACUACGUGGAGACCGAGGGACUGAUCCAAGGCGAACACAUUUACUGCCUGUCCCCCUCUGCUCGUGACGUCAUCCCCAUCACACGGAACAAAGGUGACAAGCGGGUGGUGAAGCUUUAUCUGAAAUCCAAGGAAACGGGCAAGAAGUUUGCCAGUGUUGAUUUUGUCUUCUACAACUGCAGUGUCCACCAUUCUUGCCUCUCCUGUGUAAAUGGAUCAUUCCCAUGCUACUGGUGCAAGUAUCGCCACAUGUGCACACAGAAUGCGAAUGACUGCUCCUUCCAAGAGGGACGAGUUAACAUUUCAGAGGACUGCCCCCAGAUUCUACCAUCAACACAGAUCUACAUCCCAGUGGGGGUGACCAAGCCGAUCACCUUAGCUGCCAAGAAUCUGCCCCAGCCGCAAUCAGGACAGAGGAACUACGAGUGUGUGUUCCACAUCCAGGGCGAGACUCUAAGUGUCCCCGCCCUGCGCUUCAACAGCUCAUCUAUCCAAUGCCAGAAGACAGCGUAUGCCUAUGAUGGAAAUGACAUCAGUGACCUUCCAGUGGAUUUGUCUGUGGUUUGGAAUGGAAACUUUAAUAUCGACAACCCUUACAACAUAAAAGCUCAUCUGUAUAAAUGCUAUGCACUGAGAGACAGCUGUGGGAUGUGUCUGAAGGCCAACCCCAGAUUUGAGUGUGGCUGGUGUGUGCAAGAGAAGAAGUGCUCCCUCAGGCAGGAGUGCACUCCUACAGAGAGCACUUGGAUGCAUGCCACCACGGGAAACAGCCGCUGUGCACACCCCAAGAUCACCAAGCUAUUUCCUGAGACUGGGCCCAGACAGGGAGGAACCAUGCUGACAAUCACCGGAGAAAAUUUGGGUCUCCAGUUCAAGGACAUCCAGAAUGGAGUCCGCAUUGGAAAAGUGGCAUGCAACCCUCAAGAAGACCAGUACAUCAGUGCUGAGCAGAUUGUGUGUCGACUGAAUGAUGCAACAGGUUACCGGGUGCAGGAGGCUCAAGUCGAGGUGUGUGUGAGGGACUGCAUUCAUCCUGACUACAAAGCGAUUUCCACCAAGGCUUUUACAUUUGUGUCUCCAUACUUCACCCAUGUCAGGCCGUCCACUGGACCGCUGUCUGGAGGGACAAGGAUCACCAUAAAUGGGAGUAACCUAAACGCAGGCAGCGCUGUCUAUGUAAAGAUAGGACUCCAUGCCUGCCGCUUCGAGAAGCGAAACAGCACCGAGAUAGUGUGUGUGACCCCAGCCGGACAAGCUCCAGGCCCUACCCCGGUCAUGGUGGACAUCAACUCAGCCGAGCUGAGAAACCCGGAGGUCAAGUUCAACUACUCAGAUGAUCCCACCAUCCUCAAAAUUGAACCCGACUGGAGCAUUGCCAGUGGAGGGACCAUGUUGACCGUUACGGGAACCAAUUUGAUGACUAUCAAAGAACCCAAGAUGAGGGCUAAAUAUGGAGCUGCCAAGUCAGAAAAUAACUGCACCGUAGUCAACAACACGGUGAUGGUGUGUCUCGCUCCCUCCGUGGUCGGGUCUGACAAAGUUUUCUCCGAGAUGGGGAGCAGUCCAGAUGAAAUUGGCUUCAUCAUGGAUAAUGUGCAUUCUGUGCUGGUGGUCAAUGAGACAUUUAGCUACCAUCCAGACCCUGUGUUUGAACCUCUGAGCCCGAAUGGCAUGUUGGAGCUAAAGCCCAGCUCUCCACUUAUACUCAAGGGCCGUAACCUAAUUCCUGCAGCCCCUGGAAAUACAAAGCUGAACUAUACAGUGCUGAUUGGGGAGACACCAUGCGUUCUCACCUUGUCAGAGAGCCAGCUACUGUGUGAGUGGCCCAACCUGACUGGAGAACACAAAGUCACUGUGCGUGUCGGAGGCUUUGAAUAUUCGCCGGGGACCUUGCAAAUCUACUCGGACAGCCUUCUCACUCUGCCUGCCAUCAUUGGUAUUGGAGGAGGAGGCGGCCUGCUGUUGCUGGUUAUUAUCGUGGUGCUGAUCGCUUACAAGAGGAAGUCCCGUGAUGCAGACCGCACCCUCAAACGACUCCAACUGCAGAUGGACAACCUGGAGUCCAGGGUAGCCCUCGAGUGCAAGGAAGCAUUUGCAGAACUGCAGACUGACAUCCAUGAGCUCACUCAGGAGCUUGACGGAGCAGGAAUCCCCUUCCUGGACUACCGCACCUACGCCAUGAGGGUCCUCUUUCCUGGGAUCGAGGACCAUCCUGUGCUCAAGGAGAUGGAGGUACUGGUCCCAGCUAACGUGGAGAAGGCUCUGACGUUGUUCGGACAGAUGCUGACCAAAAAGCACUUCCUGCUGACCUUCAUCCGCACCCUUGAAGCACAGCGUUCCUUCUCAAUGCGAGACCGCGGCAAUGUGGCCUCCCUCAUCAUGACUGCACUGCAGGGGGAAAUGGAGUACGCUACAGGCGUCCUUAAACAACUCCUGUCUGACCUCAUCGACAAGAACUUGGAGAGCAAGAAUCACCCAAAGCUCUUACUCCGGAGGACGGAGUCAGUGGCUGAGAAGAUGCUCACCAACUGGUUCACUUUCCUGCUUUACAAGUUCCUCAAGGAGUGUGCUGGUGAGCCUCUCUUCAUGCUGUAUUGUGCCAUGAAGCAGCAAAUGGAGAAGGGGCCCAUAGAUGCAAUCACAGGAGAGGCCCGCUACUCCCUCAGCGAGGACAAGCUCAUCAGACAGCAGAUUGACUACAAGACUUUGACACUGCACUGUGUGAACCCAGAGAAUGAGAACGCUCCCGAGGUGACUGUAAAGAGUCUAAACUGUGACACAGUGACACAGGUGAAGGAGAAGCUCUUGGAUGCCGUGUACAAGGGCACACCCUACUCUCAGAGACCAAAGGCCUCCGAUAUGGACCUGGAAUGGCGACAAGGAAGGAUGGCUCGCAUCAUCCUUCAGGAUGAAGACGUGACCACGAAGAUCGACAAUGACUGGAAGAGACUCAACACCCUGGCUCACUACCAGGUGACGGAUGGCUCAGUAAUUGCCUUGGUACCCAAGCAGAACUCUGCUUACAACAUCUCCAACUCCUCCACAUUCACCAAAUCUCUCAGCAGAUACGAGAGCAUGCUGAGAACAGCCAGCAGUCCUGACAGCUUGCGCUCCCGAACCCCAAUGAUCACACCUGACUUGGAAAGCGGCACCAAACUCUGGCACUUAGUCAAGAACCACGACCACUCAGACCAGAGGGAGGGGGACCGAGGGAGCAAGAUGGUCUCUGAGAUCUAUCUGACCCGGCUGCUGGCCACCAAGGGCACCCUCCAGAAGUUUGUGGACGACCUGUUUGAGACCAUCUUCAGCACAGCCCACAGAGGCAGCGCCUUGCCGCUUGCCAUCAAGUACAUGUUUGACUUCCUGGACGAGCAAGCCGACAAACACUCCAUUUCAGACUCAGACGUGCGGCACACUUGGAAGAGCAACUGCCUCCCCCUGCGCUUCUGGGUGAACGUGAUCAAGAACCCGCAGUUCGUGUUCGACAUCCACAAGAACAGCAUUACAGACGCUUGUUUGUCUGUGGUGGCCCAGACCUUCAUGGACUCCUGUUCCACGUCCGAGCAUAAAUUAGGGAAGGACUCGCCGUCCAACAAGCUGCUUUACGCUAAAGAUAUCCCCAACUACAAGAACUGGGUGGAGAGGUACUACUCCGAUAUCUCCAGGAUGUCGGCCAUCAGUGACCAGGACAUGAGUGCCUACCUGGCGGAGCAGUCACGACUGCACGCCAACCAGUUUAACAGCAUGUCUGCCCUCCAUGAGAUCUACUCCUACAUCGUCAAGUAUAAGGAGGAGAUCUUGUCGGCGUUGGAGCGGGACGAGCAGGCGAGGAGACAGAGACUGCGGAGCAAGCUGGAGCAGGUCAUCGACACAAUGGCCCUGACGAGCUGAGGAUCGUCCGGCGCGGGUAUCUAUCCGUCUCCCCUCCCUCGCCCCACCGCGCUCCCACACACAACAAACCAAGUGACCCCUGACAAUACAACCAACACAAACUCCAAAAGCAUUGAAGCGGUAUACUUUAAAACGGAGGAGGGGGUUCGGCAGAGAUGGGCGGGUCUGUGUAUGCCUACGUGUGUUCGUGUGUGUGUGUGUGUGUGUCCGUGUCCGCAGUCCCACGCGCGUGUGCGUGUGAGAGAGCGAACAUUUUCACGCACUCCGUUCACGGAGAAGGUGUCGGUGACAGCUUUUGGGUUCUGUGUAUGUGUGUUUGACUGAGUUUGGAGCAAAGACACAAAGAACUCCAUGCAGGGCCUCGCGUGCACAGUGGAGCCAACUGAGAGAAAAGCUUUGUGGCUCACGUGUCAGGAUGUUGGCUUGGUUUUUUUGGUUUUGUUUUUUGGUAUAAAUGUAAUCAACUGCCCACUCUCUGAUCUCUCGCCACUUGUAUUACUGCUGAAUUUGCACAAUUUACAGAAACGCUACAAAUGAAGACUAUAUAGAUGUUAUAUAUAAAUACAGCUAUGUUUUUAAAGAAAGAUUAGGGAGAGAGCAGUGGGUUCCACCACCCCCCCCCCCCUUUUUUUUCGGUUUUAAUCAAGAGAGCAAUCCAGAGAAAAAAAUCCAACAAUGAAUUUGAUAGUUGAAGUGUAAAGAAAAACACUACAAACAAAAAAAAAAGAAAAAAAGUCGUACUGUGCCAUGUUUCCUUUGAAUGUUGUUUAGUGCAAAGACAUUUUGUUAGAUGGAAUGUGCUACCGUAUGAUUUUAAAUAUGAACAUGCCUCGUGACUGAAAUGACACAUUUGAGACUGACAGAAGAAGAAAAAAUGACAAAAGACAGCUAGCAGCAGCCAGUUAGUUUAGGGGUCAUGCUGCUGUGUCCACUUGAAACAGUGCAAUGGUUUUUGGGUGGGAACACCAAAUUAGCCCUCACAGGAUUGUUGCUCGACCUGAUUCCGCUCUGCUUUGUUCCAUGACGGCCUGACACACGUUUAGUGACGUGGCCAUGAGAGCUGCCCGCUGUGUUGCAGGAGCUGAGUGAGGUCAGGUGGCACUAAGCUGUCGUGUUGAACAAAGUGGGAUGGUGUCUUUCUUAGCCUGAAGCAACAUGUUUUAUUCAUGUCCAAAAUGUUCAUAGCUGGACACAGAUGUGCUGAGUGGAUAUUGUCUAAAGGGAGGGCACCAUCCUCAUAACCGGCAGCUCUUCUUUGUCAAGCUGGCCAAAUGCAACCAGUGGCUUUUAAGACAAUUCUCCUUUUUUCUCCCGCCAACACUCAAGUUAGCUUCUUUUUGACUUUCUGGUGAGAAAACUAGUUUUUAUUUUGUUUUUCUGCCUGCCCAAAACCAAACUGUGGUCUAUAUAAUGUUUUCAUUUGUAAAUUGUAUACUUUCUCACGUGUUCAUUUUGUAAUCAGGUUGUUGUUUUUUCCCCCAACAUGUAAAUUGUACAUUUGAUGGUACGCUGAAGGAAAAAAAAAAAAGACAACAACACAAAAACUCUCUUCAGGUAAAAGUACUUGAUGGGACCUCAGUGGGGGUCCAAAUGAUGAGCAUCUGUGUCUUUGUGAUGGAAAUGUGACUUUGCUGCUUUAAACUCUUGUAUUUGGUUUUUCUAUCCCAUCUUUUAGGGCUGUUAUUUAAUGCUGAUCAUAAAUGCUGUGGCUCUACAGUUUUUCUUUAUUUGGUCAGCGCACAUCGCUCAGUUCAAAGUCAACACACUACUUUGUUUCGAUGAGCGAGAUGUGUCGGAACUUCAACUGGAUAUAUUUUAGAUAGUUCCCUUGCCACGUGUAUCGAGUGGGAAUCAUGUAAAGAUGUUCGAUUGAGAACAUGACUAUUUCCUGUCUGUAUGCCUUCAUCAUAUUAGUGCUGCAUCCGUACGUUUUUGGGGGCCGUUACAUGUGAAUGACGAGUACGGAUCAGUACAGUGCAGUGCGCAGACGAUCCCCCGCAGAAGCACACGAGACAAAAAAGUGGUGAUGUGACAAACAUUCUGGACUCAUUCUCUCUCAGGUUCAUGGUCCGCUUGUGUUUUUAAUUCUUCUUUAUGCUUCUUGUUGUUGAUCAAGUGACGGGGGAUGCUUUUAAUAAAGCAUCAGUCAUGUUUGCACUGUUUAGGCUGAUGGUGGACUUGUUCUAAAUGUGCUAUAAAGUAUGUCUGUGACAAACACAUCAUGCUUUGUAAAACAGGCCGAAGAAAAAGUCUUAUCACUCGCCUCUUUUAUUUCCUUUUCUUUUAAAAAAAUCAAUAAAUAAAUACAAAUACAAAAAUCUUAUCUGAGCUGCAUACCAACCAAGACGACCAGAUAUCCAGUUGAGACCAAGUGGCAAAGGAAUUUUAAAAACAUUUUUAGUGUCUCAGACUUGAAGCGACUGUCACACAAGUUUGCAGUUGAACAUUCAUUGUGUAAAUAUUCUGUUGUUUCCUACUUUGCAGAUGUACUACUUGUAAAUAAACAUGCAUCAAGGAGAGAUUAAACUUUUUUUGCUAAAUAAAAA
Molecule: messenger RNA, 8625 nt
Organism: Phyllopteryx taeniolatus (common seadragon)
Lineage: Eukaryota; Metazoa; Chordata; Actinopteri; Syngnathiformes; Syngnathidae
Product: plexin-A1-like
Exons: 32
Coding region: 398-6079 (1893 amino acids)
Biological process (GO): regulation of cell shape; negative regulation of cell adhesion; semaphorin-plexin signaling pathway involved in axon guidance
Cellular component (GO): semaphorin receptor complex
Molecular function (GO): protein binding; semaphorin receptor activity
Source: RefSeq, a predicted model, not a curated record